This is a messenger RNA of Chenopodium quinoa (quinoa), 2061 nucleotides long. Its product is annotated as pachytene checkpoint protein 2 homolog. Gene Ontology annotation, molecular function: ATP hydrolysis activity; ATP binding. Bases 40 to 1698 code for a protein of 552 amino acids. The transcript has 14 exons. Gene Ontology annotation, cellular component: nucleus; chromosome. The record is from RefSeq and is a predicted model, not a curated record. NCBI's taxonomy places the organism in Eukaryota, Viridiplantae, Streptophyta, Magnoliopsida, Caryophyllales, Amaranthaceae. Gene Ontology annotation, biological process: reciprocal meiotic recombination; meiotic recombination checkpoint signaling.
UAAAGUGUAACAAAGGAUAAACUCAAUAAUCCCACCCUAAUGAAUUCCCGCUCAAAUUCAAAAGCAAAGAAUCCCCUAAAAUGCCGUUCUAGGGCUUCUUCCAAAAAUCAUCAAUUUUUAAUCAAUUGUUCAUCCCUUUUCAUUCGAUUUCACUCAUUUCUCUCUCUUUUAUACUCUGCAUCAUCACGUAGAAUUCAAUUUCGUUGUCUUCAUCAAUCAAAAUCAACUCGUUGCAGAAACCCUAAUUUCAAGAAAAUGAGCUCUCCAAUGGAGAUUUCAAUUCCUAAACCUGAAUCUACUGAACCUGAAGCAGAAGCCAUCAGAAUCGAAAACGGCGUCGUUUUGGAGUCAAAUGUUGGUUCUCCGAUGAUUCCAGAACAAUCUACUCCAACUCCUCCCGUUGUUUCAGAAUCAGCUGCUUCUCCUGCAAUUGCCGACGACAAAUUCCUCGUUUCAGUUGAAGUAUGUUUGAAACCCUCCAGUACAGCUCGAUCGGAUGAUGUCCGAACUUGCGUUGAAAGAAUGCUAGAGACAAGAAGUUUGAGUUAUAGCAAUGGUCCUGUUCCUGUACCUAACAAUGACCAAUAUCUAUUAGAAAAUGUGCAAAGUAUAUGUAUAUGCGAUACAGAUGAAUGGGUGAAGAAAGGUGAAGUUCUUUUAUUCUGGCAGGUCAAGCCACUUGUGCAUGUGUAUCAGCUUAGUGAGGAAGGGCCUUGCGAGGAAUUAGGAGGAGAUGGUCAACAUUCCAGUUUUAAUGAAUGGGCUCUUCCAGCUAAGGAGUUUGAUGGAAUGUGGGAAAGCUUGAUCUUCGAAUCUGGACUAAAGGAAAGAUUAUUGCGGUAUGCAGCGAGUGCAUUGCUUUUUAGUGAAAAGGGUGUUAAUCCAUUCCUUGUGUCUUGGAAUCGAAUCAUUCUUCUACAUGGACCUCCAGGUACUGGUAAAACAUCAUUAUGUAAAGCAUUGGCUCAGAAACUAUCAAUACGAUUCAGUUCCAGAUAUCCACAGUCCCAGUUGAUUGAAGUUAAUGCUCAUUCUUUGUUCAGCAAAUGGUUUUCAGAAAGUGGCAAAUUGGUUGCAAAGCUGUUUCAAAGUAUUCAAGAAAUGGUUGAGGAUGAAAGCAAUCUAGUGUUUGUUUUAAUUGAUGAAGUUGAAAGUCUUGCAGCUGCUAGAAAUGCUGCCUUGUCUGGUUCUGAGCCCUCUGAUUCUAUUAGGGUUGUGAAUGCUCUACUUACUCAGUUGGACAAAUUGAAAAGCUCGCCAAAUGUUAUAAUUAUGACAACAUCCAAUAUUACAGCAGCUAUAGAUAUUGCUUUUGUUGACAGGGCAGAUAUCAAAGCCUAUGUGGGUCCUCCAACCCUGCAAGCACGAUAUGAAAUACUAAGAUCCUGCGUUCAAGAGCUUCUAAGAAGUGGAAUACUAAAAAAAUUUCAGGAUAAGCCCCUCGAUAUUCUGACUUUUCCUAGUCUCAAGGAAAAGUUGCUGUCAAGUGAAAUGCAAGAGGCUGGAGCUUCAUUGACAUUGUCUAGGCAAUUGCUUGAAGUUGCAGAAGCAUGCGAUGGAUUGAGUGGAAGAUCGUUACGAAAGCUUCCAUUUUUGACGCAUGCUGCUACAGCCCAUACAUUCAACUGUGAUCCCAGCAAGUUUUUGUGCACAAUGAUUGAUACAGCCAAAAGAGAGUGUUCUGAGAGACCAGACUGAAUUUUGAAGUAUUCAACUAUUAAUUGUAUCAGAAUCUUAUGUUGUACCAAGGUGAAAAAACAAGGAGGGAUUGGAGGUGUAGGGGUCUUAUUAUUGAAUUUUCAAGUUCACUGUAGUUUCUCACAAUCUCACCUAACCUUAUUCUUUGAAAAUGUGAGGAAUUGGUCAGAUAGAAUUGUACAGUAUUGGAUCAUGCAUACGAAAAUUAGGAGUUUAGGAAGUUUGGUGCACAUGAUCCUCUGUUGAUAACUUGAAUCUCUAAUUUGGUUGACUUUAUUUAUUUAUUUUUAAAGGAGAAUGAUCUUGAGUCUUGACUACGCUUUAACCAACCUUUACAGUUUUUUCAGUGGGCAGGUUAUAUGG